Dipodomys ordii (Ord's kangaroo rat) is the source of this 1407-nucleotide messenger RNA. RefSeq names its product gamma-aminobutyric acid (GABA) A receptor, rho 3 (gene Gabrr3). Lineage: Eukaryota; Metazoa; Chordata; Mammalia; Rodentia; Heteromyidae. Gene Ontology annotation, molecular function: GABA-A receptor activity; extracellular ligand-gated monoatomic ion channel activity; neurotransmitter receptor activity. The coding region runs from base 1 to 1407 and encodes 468 amino acids. Gene Ontology annotation, biological process: chemical synaptic transmission; monoatomic ion transmembrane transport; regulation of membrane potential. The record is from RefSeq and is a predicted model, not a curated record. The transcript is spliced from 9 exons. Gene Ontology annotation, cellular component: synapse; neuron projection; membrane.
AUGGUCUUGGCUUUCCAGUUGGUCUCUGUCGCUUGUAUCUGGAUCAUGUUCACGCCAGAUGCCUCCUGUGUUUCUAAUAUCAGGAAGCCCCACCAGCGGUGUGCCUCUUCAACAAAACAGACCCGCAAGCAAGAAAGUAGAAUGAACAAAGAUGACAGUACCAAAAUAUGGCCUCUGAAACAUGAACAACUUCUCCAUAUAGAGGACCAUGAUUUUGCAAUGAGACCUGGAUUUGGAGGAUCCCCGGUACCAGUAGGUAUAGAUGUCCAGGUUGAAAGCAUUGACAGCAUUUCAGAGGUCGACAUGGACUUUACAAUGACUUUUUAUCUCAGGCACUACUGGAAAGAUGAGAGGCUGUCCUUUCCUAGCAAGACAAACAAAAGCAUGACCUUUGAUCAUAGAUUGAUCGAAAAGAUUUGGGUGCCUGAUAUCUUUUUUGUCCAUUCUAAAAGAUCUUUCAUCCAUGAUACAACUAUGGAAAACAUCAUGCUUCGAGUACACCCUGAUGGGAGCGUCCUCUUCAGUCUCCGGAUAACGGUUUCUGCCAUGUGCUUUAUGGAUUUCAGCAGGUUUCCUCUUGACACUCAAAACUGUUCCCUUGAACUCGAAAGCUAUGCCUACAAUGAGGAAGAUCUAAUGCUGUACUGGAAACAUGGAAACAAGUCCUUAAAUACAGAAGAGCAUAUUUCCCUUUCCCAAUUCUUCAUUGAGGAAUUCAGUGCAUCCAGUGGAUUGUCAUUCUACAGCAGCACAGGCUGGUACUAUAGACUUUUCAUCAAUUUUGUGCUAAGGAGGCAUAUUUUCUUCUUCGUGCUACAAACCUACUUCCCAGCCAUGCUGAUGGUGAUGCUAUCCUGGGUUUCAUUCUGGAUUGACAGAAGAGCUGUUCCUGCAAGAGUGUCCUUGGGAAUCACCACAGUGCUGACCAUGUCCACGAUCGUCACUGGUGUGAGCACUUCCAUGCCUCAGGUGUCCUAUGUCAAGGCUGUGGACGUGUACUUGUGGGUCAGCUCCCUCUUUGUGUUCCUGUCAGUCAUCGAGUAUGCAGCUGUGAAUUACCUUACCACGGUGGAAGAGUGGGAAAGGUUCAAGAGCGGAAGGAAGACUUCUGGAAUGUACGAUAUAGAUGCAGUUCAAGCCAUGGCCUUCGAUGGUUGUUACCAUGACAGCGAGACUGACAUAGACCAGACUUCCUUUUCUCUACACUCAGAAGAGGGCUCCAUGAGAGGAAGAUCCACAGGCAGCCCCUGCACAGAAUCCUCUCAGAUAAAGAGAAGAAAAUCCCUGGGAGGAAACAUUGGGAGAAUCAUCCUAGAAAACAACCAUGAUAUUGACAUGUAUUGUAGAGUUUUAUUUCCCACUGUGUAUAUAAUAUUUAAUUUGUUUUAUUGGGGGAUAUAUGUAUAA